Molecule: messenger RNA, 1548 nt
Organism: Colletotrichum truncatum
Lineage: Eukaryota; Fungi; Ascomycota; Sordariomycetes; Glomerellales; Glomerellaceae
Product: E3 ubiquitin-protein ligase
Source: RefSeq, a predicted model, not a curated record
AUGGCUCGUUCUAUGCUGCUAGGCCUGGCCUUGGCCGCCGCCGCCACCUUCAACUCGGCUCGCGCUGCCACGAUAACGUCUCAGAAUGACAUUCCCUCCUGGGGCCAAAAGUCAGCAAUGCAGCUGCAGCUGUCUUCGGCUGCUGGCGACGUUGUGCCUUUGACCUUCAUCGUCAUACCUUCAACACAGUCGCUGGGAUUGAACCAAUCCGAAUUGGUCCGCGGGGCAAUCCGCAUCGAGGGUACUAUGGUUUCCGCCACCACUGCCAACUACAAUUCAAUCAAUUCGCAAAACCAGAUCGCCUACCUGUCCUGCGACAAACCCGAAGGCGGUGGCUUCAUCACUCCGGACAUGAUGCUGAGCACUCUUAUGGAGAAGAAGCCGAAGGCUAUUGUCCUGUACAGCACCGUUGGGAACUGGUGUUCGUUGUCCGGCGAGGUCCCCUACCAAAGCAUAUUCACGAUGGAGGAUGCUGGAGAUGCGUCUCAGGCUUUGCACAUUCUCAAUGGCACAAACGAGGUCGACAUACUCAGGGUUACCAUUACAGGAAACACGACAACUGACGGCCGCGAGCCUGGAGGCGCUCCAGGCAGUAACAACUCAGCGGUUGCCAUGAGUAUUCUCUACAGCAUCACUGGUCUCAUUACGCUGCUAUUUCUCAUCAUCAUCGUCACGGGUGCCGUCAGGGCCCAUCGUUACCCAGAGAGGUACGGUCCUCGGAGAGCGCUCAAUGGCCGUCCACGCCAAAGCCGUGCGAAGGGCCUUGCCCGUGCCGUCCUAGACACCUUGCCUAUUGUCAAGUUUGGAGAACGUCAAGAUGGAAUACCGAAGCCGGACCCUAGCAUUGAGUUGGAGAACGCAUCAGCCGUUCCCACGAACGAAAGGGGCGUGGAAAGCCACGACGAGCAUAGGCAGCAUGACUCCGUCCCAGCAAAUGCCAAGAGCACUGAAGCGACAACGUCUACGACCACUGCCGUUGCCCCAGAAAUGAUAGGCGCUGCAGUCACGACCACAACCAAGGCCGCGGCUCCUGCUGUCACGGCCAAACCGGCAGAGACCGAGAAGCCUGGCGGUGUGCAGCAAGACGAGGCGAACCUGGGCUGCACUAUCUGCACGGAAGACUUUUCGGUUGGAGAAGACGUGCGAGUGCUGCCUUGCAAUCACAAGUUCCACCCCAACUGCGUUGACCCAUGGCUGGUCAAUGUCUCGGGCACCUGCCCUCUCUGUCGUCUCGAUCUUCGGCCACAAGGUGACAAUACUGAGAACCCCACUGAGGAGCUGCCACCACCUUUGGAACUCGACGGACACGAGACAGACGGGUCCUCGACCACCCAGAGACGGCCAGGCCGGUUGUUCGACCUCAAUAGGUUAAGGAAUGCUUCAGCUGAAGAGCGGAUCCAGGCCUUGCGGCAGUACAGGACACAGCAGCAAAGCCAGGGUGAAGCGGAAGAAAGAUCUGGCGCCGAGCCUGAUGAGAGGAGUCGCAGGGCGAAGUUGGCGGACAAGCUCCGUGACAAGUUUCGCAUCCGAACAGGGCCGCAACCAUAG